UUCCUUGGGCUCCGAGAGUCAACGGACAGUUUCGAAAAAGGUUUUGUGUUUCGGUGGCUUAGAGUCGUUAAUUUAUGUUUUAAACGUUCGAUCGCGCUUCGAGAGUCGAUAUCACGCAAGAACUCAUUUCGCUCGUCCGUUGUAGCUCGACGAACACGUUUUUCCUUCGUUUUUUUUUUUUUGGUGGAUCGCUUUUUUUUUGUUUUGCGGCCGCGAUCUCGUAGCCGGGCCACGUUUUUAAACGAUAAAAUCUAGCGUCAUGGGAGACGAGAACAGGAUCCGUUCGUUCAAGAACAAAGGCAAAGACACGGAGGAAAUGCGGAGGAGGCGAAUAGGUCAGGCGGUGGAACUCCGCAAGGCGAAGAAAGACGACCAGCUUCUCAAACGGCGUAACAUUUCCGUCGCCACCGAGGAGCCGGUGUCGCCGCUCCAGGAAAACAACUCCACGUCCCCGGUAACGAUGUCCGCAGAGGAAAUCAUGUUCGGGAUGAUUAAUCAGGACGAGGACAUCCAAUUCAAGGCCACUCAAGCCUGCAGGAAAAUUUUGAGCAGGGAGAAAAACCCGCCAAUCGAUCACAUGAUCAGGUUGGGUGUUGUACCGAGAUGUGUGGAAUUCCUCUCCAAAAAUCAUAAUCCAGCUUUACAGUUCGAGGCUUGCUGGGCGCUGACCAACAUAGCGUCGGGCACGUCAGAACAGACAGCGGCCGUGGUGCAAGAGGGUGCUAUCCCGCGGCUGCAGCUGCUGCUCAACUCGUCCAAGAUGGAAGUUGCUGAACAGGCCGUAUGGGCUUUGGGGAAUAUCGCGGGCGAUGGUCCUUCCACCCGGGACCUGGUUUUGGCUAGCAAAGUGCUACCGGACGUGCUCAAACUGAUCAAGCCCGAUACGAAUGUGUCGCUGUUACGGAACGCAAUCUGGGCGAUAUCAAACCUGUGCCGGAACAAGAAUCCAUCGCCGGAUUUCGAGCUUGUGCGCCCCGCCCUCCCCACCCUGGCCAGAUUGCUGGCCUAUUCGGACAAGGAUGUUCUGACAGACACGUGUUGGGCGCUGUCCUACCUCACCGAUGGCAGCAACGAGAAGAUACAGGCCGUGUUGGACACUGGGCUCAUUAAUCGCCUAGUCCAGCUGCUGUAUAGCGCGGAGAACACGGUGUUAACGCCGGCCCUGCGGGCCGUGGGCAACAUCGUCACGGGCAACGACACCCAAACGGACGCGGUGAUAAACGCGGGCGCGCUCCUCGCGAUGCCCAAACUACUGCAGCAUCCGCGCCUCAACAUCGUCAAGGAGGCGGCGUGGACGAUCUCGAACGUGACCGCGGGCAAUAGCGAACAAAUCCAAAAGGUGCUCGACGCGGACAUCAUGCCCGUACUGCUCCACGUCCUGCAGACCGGCGACUACAAAAGUCAGAAGGAGGCCGCGUGGGCGGUGACAAACUACACGAGCGGCGGCACUAUCAGGCAACUCGCCAGACUCGUGGAGAUGGGCGCGAUCAAACCGCUCUGCAACCUCCUCAACUCGAAGGACUUUAAAACGGUCGCCGUCGUCCUCGACGGCCUCAACAACAUCCUGACGGCCGCGAACAAAACGGGCGAGGUCGAGAAGGUGGCGAUAUUGGUCGAAGAGUGCGGAGGUCUGGACAGCAUCGAAGCCCUGCAGACCCAUGACAACGAGAAGAUUUACGAGAAGGCGCUCAGCAUCAUCGAGAACUUUUUCUCCGACAACCAGGCGGAGGACAUGCCCGCGCCCCAAGCCGAAGACGGCCAGAUACAGUUCUCCAGCCCGGCCCCCCACGUGCCCAGCGGCGGGUUCUCUUUCUGAAGGUGGUCCACGUGAGUUCUGCGUAUGUUUUUUUUUGUUUUGUACCCUUUUUUAUAUACACUUGUUAGUAUUUUUUUCCGAAUACAUUUUUUACUCUUUGUAAGUGCCAGAAAUGUUUUUUUUGUCGUUCCAUUUUCAUCUUAUACUGAAUUACUAUUUGAUAAUGAAU
Messenger RNA from Cylas formicarius (sweet potato weevil), 1985 nucleotides. It is a transcript of the gene Pen, whose product is annotated as importin subunit alpha-1. NCBI's taxonomy places the organism in Eukaryota, Metazoa, Arthropoda, Insecta, Coleoptera, Brentidae. The transcript is spliced from 5 exons. Gene Ontology annotation, biological process: NLS-bearing protein import into nucleus. The record is from RefSeq and is a predicted model, not a curated record. The coding region runs from base 260 to 1816 and encodes 518 amino acids. Gene Ontology annotation, cellular component: nucleus; cytoplasm. Gene Ontology annotation, molecular function: protein binding; nuclear import signal receptor activity.